AACUCCACACCAACAACAAGAACAGACCCUUGUUUCUAAGUUAUUUCCUUCUAACAAAAUCAGCUAUAAUUAAUCACUCUUUAACUCAAAUUAUUGAAUGUUAAAGUGUGCUUCUUCAUCUUAUAAAGACAUAGGCCUGCUUUAUGAGGGAGACAGAGAACAGUAAACAGGGUGGAAGAACAGAACAGGUGAGAGAGAGAGGAGUGACAGAGAGGGAGAGAUAGAGAUUUUUUUGACAACCUCAUCUAAAAAAUCCAGCUUGCUACUACUACUCUCUGAAGAAAAGAAUCCAGUUAGGUUCUCUGCACAGUGUUAGAUACAAAAAAAAAAAGAAAAGCUGCAUAAUUUUUUUUUUUAUUAUGACAAGACAGAGAAUUAAAGAAGUGAAAGACAAAUAAAGAGAGAGUAGUGAAAGAAAAGGAAAACUUGUUGUAGUACUACUACUGAGUGAGUCUGAGAGGGAAAAGAAAGAAAGAAUGACACUGUCUUCUGUGAGGGAGAGAGUUGCUAGUAUUUAAGAGUAUGGGUGUCUUAUAAUCUAUCCAGUUUGUGGAGUGGGCUUAUCUGUUUCAACUGGAAGCAGCAUUAAAAGGAUUUUACUACUGCAACUUUAUAUUUAUGACAGCCAAAAAUAUGCAGAAUUGAAGAUUGAUAGGAUUUUUUCCUGCUUUAUUUUUCCAGGUCGUAAGGAUAUAAUGAGCAGCAGGUGAGAGUCGUCUAUAUCUUCUAUUCAAACCCUCUUUGAUUUCUUAUUCUUUUUGUGAGAAAUGGGUGUCUUCUGUUGCUCUCUCUCUCUCUUUACAUAAAAAGCUGAACUUUGAGAUAGAGAAAAUUAAUGGUGGUAGUGCUAGUAUUUCCAGGUGGUCUAUUCAAUAGAGCAUAUGAUGUGGUUUGAGUGAGAGAGAUGGGUCUCUUAGUUAUUUGUGUAAAAAAGCUGCCUUUUGGUUGAAAGUUGGUCAGUAUCAUAAAGUUUAAGACUUUUUGUGGGUUGGGAUUAGAUUUCCUCUCUCAGCUUAAGAAUUAGUUAUUUUUACUAGAUCUUUGCUUUCUUAUUUAAGACACUACACUUCGGCUGUUUCUAUCUCUUUUGGUGUAACUUCUUUACACACUUCUUCUUCUUUCUUCUUCUUCUUUCUUCUUCUUCUUCUAAAUGGAUCAUUCAUCUCAAAAUAUCUAUGGAUACACAGAAGAAUGCAGCAGUAGUGAAUCAGGGUGGACUAUGUAUAUAGCUUCACCAGUGGAUAAUGAUGGUAGUAAUGUCACUACUGGUGAUGGUGGUGGUUAUCAUAGUGAUGAGCAUAGAAAUAUUAAGAAUAAGUUGAAGAACAACUAUGAUGAUAGCGAUGAUUCGAUGAAUUCCGAUGCGUCUUCCGGUCCAAAUCAUCGAUACAGCGUUGAUGGUGGUACUAGUCAUUACAAGAAAGACAAUGGUAAUAACAAGUUUUAUUCAUUCAAGAAGAAAACACCUACUAUGGAGAAGAAAAGAGAAGGGACUAAAGUUGAUAAGAAAAUUGAAGAACCAGUUAUGUUGUUUAAUCCUCCUGCUGCAUCUGUUCCUACUAGUACCACCAAGUCAAGAAAACUCAAGUGGUUUGGCAAAGGUAAAUAAAAAACAUGUCUAUUAUAUGUCUUCUUCCAAGUUUGAUUCUCUGAUAGUAGUAGUUUCUGUUCUUUUGUUCUUUAAAGGAUCAACAGUAGAUUAUAAAAGCUUCUUACCAAGUUUUUUAUUUGUUGUUGUUGUUGUAAUCUUCAAUAUAAUAGUCAGAUUAGAUAGAACAAGAAACUGUGUGGUCUCCAUUGUUUUUCUAUUGUGGGUGUGUAUGGGUAAUUAUGUUUUUACUU
Molecule: messenger RNA, 1842 nt
Organism: Papaver somniferum (opium poppy)
Lineage: Eukaryota; Viridiplantae; Streptophyta; Magnoliopsida; Ranunculales; Papaveraceae
Exons: 1
Coding region: 1151-1609 (152 amino acids)
Biological process (GO): cytokinin biosynthetic process
Source: RefSeq, a predicted model, not a curated record